AUGGCCAAGCUGCUACUCCCCUGCCUGCUCCUCGUGCUGCUGCUCCUGGCGCCAGCCUUGCCUGCACCCCAAGGGCGGGGGCUCAUCGUAAACCUGGACACCGGGGAGCUGUGUCUGAACAGUUUCCAGUGCAAGAGCGGCUGCUGCCGACAUGAAGGACUCCUGAGCCUGGCCCGAUGCACACCAAAGGCAGCUGAGCUCCAAGGGUGCUCCCGGAAAAGCAUCUAUAAUGUCUACUACAAGUGUCCCUGUGAGAGCGGCCUGACCUGUGAUGCCGACAGGACCAUCGUGGGCAGCAUCACCAACACCGACUAUGGCAUCUGCAUCGACCCCGGGAGCUCUGACAAGCGGCGCUGAAGGGGGAGACCCGCUGGUACCCCCCUCCCUGUGCACCC
Colius striatus (speckled mousebird) is the source of this 395-nucleotide messenger RNA. It is a transcript of the gene CLPS, whose product is annotated as colipase. Gene Ontology annotation, biological process: positive regulation of catalytic activity; lipid catabolic process; digestion. The coding region runs from base 1 to 357 and encodes 118 amino acids. The record is from RefSeq and is a predicted model, not a curated record. The transcript has 3 exons. Gene Ontology annotation, cellular component: extracellular region. Gene Ontology annotation, molecular function: enzyme activator activity; lipase binding. NCBI's taxonomy places the organism in Eukaryota, Metazoa, Chordata, Aves, Coliiformes, Coliidae.